GCAUUUGCAACCGUCGACAGGACUUCCGUACGCCACUUUGCAAAGGUACGCGACAGAGUCCUGGCGACUCUUGUGAACUAUCACAACCGCCAAGGCCCGACUAGCGGGUCCUCGACGAGCCGACUUUUUAUCAUGCGACCUGGUUAGCGACGAGCUGCAUGUCGUAUACGGAGCGUCGUGCGAGAAGAGAGAAGCGAGCAAAUUCUACGCAUAUGAAUUCAUCUUCCACUGCCUAUAACAGCUCCUCAAGAGGUCAGACACGUUCAGAGUCGGUAGGCACGAUCGAUAUACAAAGAGCGUUCGAUGCUGCGUCCCGCAAAGCUGUCUUGUCCUGCCCUAAACGCGUUGACCCGUCAGGAACGGGAAUGGUCCGACGUGCAUAUCGGAGCGGUCCGGAGGCCAAGACCGGCACCAUCGCCUCCCGUCGUGUCGUUCGUAUUGUAUUUCUGAAGUCCCUUUGAUUUUCCUGUAUCUCUGCC
This is a messenger RNA of Punctularia strigosozonata HHB-11173 SS5, 479 nucleotides long. RefSeq lists its product as uncharacterized. NCBI's taxonomy places the organism in Eukaryota, Fungi, Basidiomycota, Agaricomycetes, Corticiales, Punctulariaceae. The record is from RefSeq and is a predicted model, not a curated record. The transcript has 3 exons. Bases 159 to 461 code for a protein of 100 amino acids.